Messenger RNA from Cylicocyclus nassatus, 300 nucleotides. The record is from the annotation of a GenBank genome assembly. Lineage: Eukaryota; Metazoa; Nematoda; Chromadorea; Rhabditida; Strongylidae.
AGUUCGUCAACAGGAUGCACUGGCAUGAAUAUGAGCUGAUUAUAAUGUCUUGAUAUGAUGCAAUGGUGGGCUGCUGCGUAUAUGGCGACAGUCCAUAUCAAAUUCAAAAUCGAAAUACACUGUUUUUUAAUCUGCCAUCGUUUAAGAGAAUGACGAGAUCAGCGGUAAAAGGUGAAGAUCGAAAGGCGAAAAUGUGCCAAAAGAAAUGUCUACUACGUUAUUCCUCAUUCCUUCACGACUGUGUCAACAGCUUCGUAACACUCUCCGUCACAUUUUGCUGAUCUUUAGUACGAUGUGGAU